CCUGACCAAGCUCGCAAGCUCGUGUCUUUCAAAAAACCGGCCAAAUCGUUAGAUUUGAAUUCGGAGUGGAAAAGUGGCCUGGAAAUUAAAAGGUUUUUGGUUUUUUUCGAGAGAUAAUCGACCAUUGUGUCUUUAUUUCAACUUUUCCAUUUUUUAUCAUCGCAAGCAAAACUAAUAAAUCUGCAUGGCAUGAUUGUCAUAAUUAGACUUACUUGGUAAUAAUCACAACUGGACUUGCCGGAAAUGAAGAUGCUUUGCCAAAUUUGAGCAGCAGAGUUCAAGGGUGAAAUUGAAAGUGUCCACCGAGUCGCUAUUCCCUAACAAAAAAGAGUUUGUCUGCUUUUCAAGUUGAAAAGCAGACCGUUUCAGUAUCAUUCCCAUCGAUAAAUUAAAUUUUUUGAUGUUAAUUCGUUAUUAGAGAUCUUCUUUCCCUCUAAAAUUGUCUGUUAAUGGUCUAUCCGUUACGCUAAAAGAAAAAUAAUUCGUAGCUCGAUUGUUUCCUAAUUAUCCUUUUUAUGUUAUUUUCUUUUCUUUUUUUUUUCAUUCAACAUCACCUGAUAAAGUUUUCAUUUCGUUUUAUUUUCAAAACACCUUGAAAUUGAGACUGAGAAUUCAAAAAAAAGACUUAGACUCACUGACUUAUUGUAUGUUGCCUUUCAUUUUUAGUAACUGCAUUAAACAAAGAAGCUAACUCGCGGCUAAAGCGGCCUUUAUAUAUAAUUUCCUCUUGUUGUUUUUGGUUUUAAUGGCUCGGUGGUUGGUAGAAAAAUCCUGUGGUUGUUUUCUCGACGAAUACUGAGAAAGGGAGCCGGAAUCUCUAACUGAGAAAAAAAAACACACAGGUACUGCGUCUACUUGUGCUUUCUUGGUUCAGCCGUACCUUCCUAUGCCGCUCUAAGCGUAUGAUCUACUACCUAGAGCCAAAUGAUUUAUCAUUGAAUUGCUUUUGUUUUUGGGAUAAGUUAACUGAAUUAAAAAUCACUUUAAACAGUCGAUUCUUUUCAUACAUGUUUUAGAUCCUUCUAGUCCUUUGUUUUGCUCUGGUUACACUAUCACCAUGAAGACCGCCUUUUCGUUUAUGAUGCUGACAAUUUUGGCAAUUAUGAUGACGUCAGUAAUAUCACGUGGCGUUUCGUCCCGUCGUGCCUAUAGAGGUAAGUUACUCUUGCACUCUAUUGUUCAAAGCGCUCAGAAUUGUACGAUAUGUUAAUGCCCUUAUGGCAUUUGAAAAUAAAACUGUUUCUUACUAACAUUACGACUUCAUUAAUUUGAUAAAGACAGUAUUUGAACGAAAAUAAUAUAAUACCCUUGGAACAAGCUUUCAGCUAUAAAACACGUUUAGUAAUUAUUGCUUGCAUCUUCCAAAUAUGGCAAGUGCCGGCUGGUUAUGGAGAAUUAGCUGGGGGAUUGAAGCCAAUCAGAAACGACGAAAUAUUUGAAAGAAAUUUAAUCAUCAGUUUCAUUUCUUCUUCCUUGGGCUUUUUUCUAAAUUCUCCUUUCAUUUUCUUUUCUCUCUUUCUGGGAGUGUUCAUGGUUUGUUAGAUACAAGUCAAUGUGAAGAUUGUUAUUGAUUUCUAGCUGGAUUUUUAAAAAACGUUACUUUAAAAUUGCGGCUCUUUCGUCCAAAGUAGCCAAAACUAAAACACUAAGAUUACAAUCAUUGCUUUUUUUUCUCUUCUCCUCUCUUUUGUCUCCACGCUCCCUUUAUCCAACAUUUGACAAAUUGAACGACAUAGAAUAUGGUGGAUGAAUUUUGAAAAAGCGUGAAUUCACUUUUUAAGAGACGUUUUCGCCAAAGUCGUCGUCUUUGUUGCGUAAACUCCUUUGAAAAUAAAAGAAACGAUUCCGUUAAAUCAAAUACAGUCCCAUGGUUGAAUUCGAACAGAACCAAACCAGUUUCUCGAACAACCUCACCAAAAUGGCCACUCAAGGCUGCUAGCACCAGGCCCUUAGGAUUGUAUCGCGAGCAGAUAGCUCCCUUCUGGGGUCGUUCGCUCACUUCGGUACCGCAAAGACUCGACUCGACUUCUUGCAGUCUGUCUUGACGGAGUAGCACUGAAAAAUUACCUUGCUUACUUACGUCUUCACUUUACAAUUUCAGAGCUUCGUGCAAGAUACUUCAGAACAAAGGCUGAGUUUGACAGACCCGCCUACAUGAAUGAACCAGCCGAAGAAUGCGGAAAGUGCUUUCCACAAUGCUAUCAGGUAGGGGACAACGGAGAUCAGAUUAAGACGUGUGCGUCAGAAUGCCACUGUCCAAAGAAACGAAAUGUGGACGUUUACUUUGACGAACCUUUUAUGGACGCUAAGGAUCCAGAAUUUUGUGGAGAAUGCUUUCCUCCUCCUGGCGGAUGUUAUCAGGAUGGUGACAACACAGACCAGAUAACCACCUGUCUUGAUGAAUGCAAGUGUGUUUAG
Molecule: messenger RNA, 2418 nt
Organism: Porites lobata
Lineage: Eukaryota; Metazoa; Cnidaria; Anthozoa; Scleractinia; Poritidae
Source: the annotation of a GenBank genome assembly